UGUCCAACCAAAGGUACACUAGUGAAGAGGCCUAUAGGAUUCUGUGCAUGUCAGGUGAGAGCGAAGGGGGAAGACUCCCUGACAGAAUCAGGCUCAGAAUACGAACCUAUAGACAGCAGCAGCACCCGGACAGAUAGCUCAGACGAUGAAGAAGAGGUCCCUGCUAAGGUCAGGCAUACCCGACCCCAUUUCCAGGUUGCUGAGGUGGUACAAACGCAUGAUGACUCUCAUAUGCAGCAGAGUGUCAGUACUAGUGCCCCACUACCCUUUUGGUGAACUGGCGAGCAGUACCAGCACUGCAAUAUCACUUGCAAAUUUAAAUAAUCCCCUUGAUUUUUUUGAGCUGUUUUUCACAGAUGAUCUUUAUGCAUUGAUUGUGGAUCAAAGCAAUUUAUAUGCACGACAAUUUAUCGCCGCCAACCCAAAUUCAAACCUUCCCAGACCAUUCGCAUUG
Molecule: messenger RNA, 454 nt
Organism: Staurois parvus
Lineage: Eukaryota; Metazoa; Chordata; Amphibia; Anura; Ranidae
Source: the annotation of a GenBank genome assembly